CACUACAUCCACACAGACACAUUCUAGAAGCGAGGAAGCACGAGAAAAAGCAUCCUUACUGGACAUUUGUCGGUGGCGCCCCAUGAGAGAGACCACCGCUUCAUUUUUUAGGAUUUCCAGCACCAUUUAAAACAAAGACCACCCACCUACUACUUAAAGAUGAAGGCAUUUAGCAUUGCAGUUGCAGUGACACUCGUGCUCGCCUUUAUUUGCAUCGUGGAGAGCUCGGCGCUCCCCUUUAAUGAGGGGCAGCAAAUGGAGGAGGCGAUAGGAGGCGACACUCCAGUUGCGGGAUGGCAGGACGAUGGCGCCGAGCUUUGGACACCGUACCACGUGCGUCAAAAGCGGCAGAGCAACCUGUCGCUGUGCCGCUGGUGCUGCAACUGCUGCCGGUCCUACAAAGGAUGUGGUUUCUGCUGCAAGUACUAAAAGAAAGAUCGAAAAGAAAGAAGGCCAUCGAAUCAUGUAAAGCAGCAUAGGAAAUGAUAAUUUAUUGUGCUUUAUGAGUGAGCUGUUUUUUUGUUUUUUUUUUUGUAGAGGAAAAUUUCCAGUUGCACAUGCUCUUUGUCAUCAAAAGUGGUAUUUAUUUGUUGUUUUUAAUAGUUGCAACAAUUUUGUAAAUUUUUUUUUUUUAAAUUUCAAACUUGUAUUCUAAAUUAAGGCUGCCAUCUUCAUGUAGUGAUGAAUAAAUGGAUGUUUAAAAUUCA
Molecule: messenger RNA, 707 nt
Organism: Corythoichthys intestinalis (scribbled pipefish)
Lineage: Eukaryota; Metazoa; Chordata; Actinopteri; Syngnathiformes; Syngnathidae
Gene: hamp
Product: hepcidin antimicrobial peptide
Exons: 2
Coding region: 160-429 (89 amino acids)
Biological process (GO): defense response to bacterium; intracellular iron ion homeostasis
Cellular component (GO): extracellular region
Source: RefSeq, a predicted model, not a curated record